AUGGCUGCGCUGCUAAAAUUUGGUAAUGCUCUCUUGGUAUUAGAUGCAUCAGCCAGUGGCAUCGAGAGACGGUGUGAGAAAAAAUGUCCCUGUCAAAUAUGCCCCGGAAAACCAGAGCAACCACUUCUACUGCCGCCGCUCGUCCUGGUGACUUUCCAGACGACCCCCCGCCUUCCAACUCGCUUUUACGACUUGUCCUCAGACGAUGAGGAAGGCGAGGUCUCCAGUGACGGUAACGGCAACAGCGACAACGGCGAUGAUUCUGAUCUAGAUUACGUGUCCCAAGAGGACACUACUAUAGAUCCAGAUGAGCCGUUGUCGGCCUAUUUGGAGCGACGGCGGGAGAAGACGGCUCCCGGACAACCUGGGUUCCGGUGGAGGAAGAAGGAGAAUGUCCCCAGGCAGUUUGGUUUUGACGUCCAUCCUGGUGUCAACAUCCCCGAGCUGGACGCCGAUUCCAGCCCGCUGGAGAUAUUCUCCUACUUCUUCACCGAUGAGCUCAUGGAUGUGUUCUACCGUCAAAGACCAGCCCCCAGUUCUGUCUCAGAGCUUUCAGUCUACAUUGGCCUUAGGAUGGCCAUGGGACUGACCAUCAAGCCUGAGCAGAGGGGUUACUGGUCGACCAACCUCUACGACUCCACGCCCCUGUUCCCGGAGACUAUGCCGAGGGAUCGUUUCGAUCAACUGAGCCGAUUCCUCCCCGUGGCGGACAACGAGGGGAGUCAUCCCCCCGAUGACCGCCUGUGGAAGUUGAGGCCAGUGAUCGAAAUCUUCCAGCGCAAGCGCGCGCACUUCGGGGUGAAGGUUUAUAAGCUCGCGGUCAGUGAAGGCCCGAACCACGGCUACAUAUGCGCCUUCGAAAUUUACAUGGGCAAGGACAAAGGCGAAGUACCUGCAUCCCAGAGGGCUGUCGUCAACUUGAUGGGCGCCGCUGGCUUAUUUGAUAAGGGACUUGGGGGCACGAAUGCGGUUGGCACGGUUCGUGUCAACCGAAAAUUCAUGCCCAAAGAUCUGCAGGUAAGAGCCAGCGGAGAUGUGGACAGUCAGAGCACGUCAACAGACAUGUGCCUUCAAUGGCGCGACAAGUGUGUUGUAACGAUGCUCUCGACUGUUCAUAGAAGCGAGAUGGUCGCCACCCUGUCCCAGAGUGGCCCCCGCCACACUCUACAGCACUUUCAGUAA
Molecule: messenger RNA, 1182 nt
Organism: Penaeus indicus
Lineage: Eukaryota; Metazoa; Arthropoda; Malacostraca; Decapoda; Penaeidae
Product: piggyBac transposable element-derived protein 4-like
Exons: 7
Coding region: 1-1182 (393 amino acids)
Source: RefSeq, a predicted model, not a curated record